Molecule: messenger RNA, 3489 nt
Organism: Sorex araneus (European shrew)
Lineage: Eukaryota; Metazoa; Chordata; Mammalia; Eulipotyphla; Soricidae
Gene: BSPRY
Product: B-box and SPRY domain containing
Exons: 6
Coding region: 74-1270 (398 amino acids)
Molecular function (GO): zinc ion binding; protein binding
Source: RefSeq, a predicted model, not a curated record
CCCGCUCGGCCAGGCCCCGCCCGGCAGGCACCUGCUGCAGGUGGAGGCCGCGGCGCCCGGCGCUCGCUCGGCCAUGUCGGGGGAGAGCGCGGGGCCCGGGCCGGGGUCCGAGGCGGGCCCGCGGUGCCCGCAGCACGGCCGCGCGCUCAGCUGGUUCUGCGGCUCCGAGCGCCGGCCCGUGUGCGCCGCCUGCGUGGGGCUGGGCGGCCGCUGCCGGGGCCACCGCGUCCGGCCGGCCGGGGAGCACGCGGACGAGCUGCGGAACAAGAUCGUGGACCAGUGCGAGCGGCUGCAGCUGCAAAGUGCCGGCAUCACCAAGUACGUGGCUGAGGUCUUGCCAGAGAAAAACCAGAGAGCAGUGAGCACGGCCAGUGCGGCGCGGGAGCUGGUCAUCCAGCGGCUGGGGCUCGUGCGGAGCCUGUGCGAGAGUGAGGAGCAGAGGCUGCUGGAGGAAGUGCAUGGGGAAGAGGAGCGGGCCAACCAGAGCAUCCUGACGCAGCGCGCCCACUGGGCCGAGGCGCUGCAGAAGCUCGAUGCCAUCCGCAGUGGCCUGGUGGACAUGCUCACCCAUCUGGAUGACCUCCAGCUGAUCCAGAAGGAGGAGGAGAUUUUUGAGCGGACCGAAGCAGCCGAGGGUAUUUUGGAUCCCCAAGAAUCGGAGAAGUUAAACUUCAAUGAGAAGUGCACUCGGAGUCCGCUGCUGACCCAGCUCUGGGUGACGGCCGUCCUGGGGUCCCUCUCAGGCACAGAGGACGUGCGCAUUGACGAGAGGACGGCCAGCCCCCUCCUGCAGCUGUCAGCCGACCGGAGGACCCUGACCUUCACCGCCAAGAAGUCCAAGGCGUGCGUGGACAGCCCGCAGCGCUUCGACCACUGGCCCAACGCCCUGGCGGCCACCUCCUUCCAGGCCGGCCUGCACGCCUGGACCGUGGACGUGCAGCACAGCUGCGCCUACAAGGUGGGCGUGGCCCUGGGCCAGCUGCCGCGCAAGGGCGCGGGCAGCGACGCGCGGCUGGGCCACAACGCCUUCUCCUGGGUCUUCUCCCGCUACGACCAGGAGUUCCGCUUCUCGCACGGCGGCCAGCACGAGCCGCUGGAGCUGCUGCGCUCCCCGGCCCGGCUCGGGGUGCUGCUGGACCUGCAGGCGCAGGAGCUGCUCUUCUACGAGGCGGCCUCGGGCACGCUGCUGCACUCCCACCACGCGGCCUUCCCCGGGCCCCUCUUCCCCGUCUUCGCGGUGGCCGACCAGACCAUCACCAUCGUCCGCUGAGCCCGGCCGCCCCCCAACCCCCGCCGCCCCUCUCUGCGUCACUUUCGCCCAGUGCCUUUGGCUCCAUCCAGGAUGACCUGGGCAGGUGUUUGUGUUUUUUUUGGGGGGCGGGAGAUGGUAGGUACUGGGAGGGGAUUGUUUCAGAUGUGAGUGAAGGGCUAGAGGUUCUGGAGAGCCGGCUACUCCCUGGGCCUGUCCCCCAGAUUCUUCAUGUGUCUGUUCCUCAGGGGGGCCUGGCUCACCCUGGGGUCCCCCGCUUCCAGCAUGGGGCCGGGUGCGCAGCAAGCGUGCAAUAGAUAUAUUCGGUAACAGGCAGUGGAUGGACAGGCGGCUGGGUGCCUGGGGAGAAGCAUUUUCUUCUGGCUUCCUGUCCCAGUGCCCAGGGGCCACCGGCCAGGGAGCACUUCCUGGGCCAGAUGCCCAGUGGGGUAGAGCUCAGCCCCCCGUGUCGUGCUUCCCCGAUCUUUUCUCGAAGGGGCACGCAGAGAAACACUCAUUUUCUAUAACAUAAGGACAAAAGGAAACUUUCUUUGGAAGAGACUUUAGAAGUCCCGCCAGGCUGGCCUGGGGGCCUGGGGUGGGGGGUCCAGGUUCUCACACUGACCCUGCCCAGGCCUGCACAAGUCCCAGGGGAGCCUGGUUCUGUGUCACCAGGCGGCAACUGCUCUGCCAGCUGCGCUCCAGCCCGCCGUGGGCCCAGGGAUGAAGCCCCCGGCGGCUGUGGAGCGUCCCCAGGUGACUGUCUCGGGCAGAAAGGGGAGACCUGGGCGAUGGCUGCCAGCCAGAUGGAGCAGGGGGAGGAAGAGAACCCGCCCUAGGGAACAUGUACGUGAUUAAAGGGUUUGAAAGAGUGAACAAAUUGACAUCCGCGCGGAGUUCUUUGUCGGGACCCGCAUGUUCUUUCUGCGAGCUGGCCUGCCUCCCGCCUCCCGUGCCAGCUGGGAGCUCAGACGAUGCAUUUGCCAGCCAGCUGCCGUUGUCCCUCCUGCGCCCACAUGCCCAGAAGUCAGUGGGGUGGCAGUUAAGCAUCCGGAGUCUCAGGAGCCUGGGGACAGGGCUUGUGUCCCGGGACUGACGGUCACCCGCCCUCCUCUUGGGAAAGUCACGAAGAAUAGCAGUUGCCACCCCGUGCCCUCAGGCAGCACACGGCAGCGGCCACGGCGGGCUCCUGGGCCCAAAGAUGGAGGCUCAAGCCCUCCCCACUUUAUUUAUUUUUGCAAUGGUGGAACUGAACCCAGGGCCUCACACAUUCCAGACAAGUGUCCACUGCUGAAUUCCGUCCUGCCUCUGCCUGCUCUGGAGCUUGCCCAGUAGAAACACCAGGAAGGAUGAAUCCAGCAUGGAGACCACCGGCAAGCGAUUGGGGUUGAGUUGAUUUCCAAGGCCCUUAAGCCAAGCCCGUGCCCGUUGGCUCAUGACCCACAUCCAUGGAUCUCAUGUCUUCACCUGGCCUUGGCAUCAGGCGCGAGCUAGGCAUGCCCCAAAGAGGUCUGGCCGAGUCAGAAAGGAGCUUCUCUGCUUUUACCUGGAUGUAGCCUUUGACCGCACACAGGAGCUAGAGCCCAGGUUUCUGUUGGAACCCCAGGGCCCGAUGCCAUGCUUCCCGGGUACCUUUUGUCUAGUGAGUCUCCUUCCCCUUAUCUGCCCAUCUAAGUGCCAGCUCCAGGGUCUACUCGGUACCGUAUUGUAAACCGGAUGUGCCCAUCUGUGGUUUCUCACCUGCCCUGUCCCUUGGCCAGCACCAGGCAAGGCCCACACCUCUAGCAAAUGCUCAGUGCAAGUGUCUAAAGGGGGAGAGCGUUUGGGGGCCCUACCCAGCAGUGUUUGGGAGGAGGCUGCUCCUAGUUCUGUUUGGGAGCACCACUCUCGGUGAUGCUCAGGAGACUUUGGAUCCAGGUGGUCAGGGAUCCGAUCAGAUACGCCAUAGAACAAGGCAAGCCCCAUACUACUUCUCGGGCAGGCCAAGAAGUUGGAAUUUAAAAGCCCAACCUCGGGGCUGGAGUAAUAGCACAAUGGGUAGGGCAUUUGCCUUGCACGCAGCCGACCCGGGUUCGAUUCCCAGCAUCCCAUAUGGUCCCCCGAGCACCACCAGGAGUAAUUCCUGAGUGCAUGAACCAGGAAUAAACCCUAUGCAUUGACAGGUGUGACCCAAAAAGUAAGCAAAAAAUUUUAAAGGGGCUGGAGUGAUAGCACAGCGGGUAGGGCGUUUGCCUUGCACG